AUGACCCCCCCUAAAUCCCCCAAACAGGCAAAAACUACAAGGGACAGAAUAACCAACAAACCUCAAAAUAAGAAGUCCCUCCCAAGGGGGCCCUCUGACAAGGAGGAGCAUGCAGAAUAUAAAGGAGCCCCUCCCCUUCCCAUGAGGGGAGAAGGAGUGGGUAAAAUCCCAACAAGGAUCAAAAUCUUCAAUGAAACAGGGACCAACUAUCUGAAGUAUCCAAGGGAUCUAAAAAGAACCACGUCAAGUAUCACUCAAAAUGAAGUCCACCUGAGACAACCGAAGUGCAAAAACCAGACCUAA
Molecule: messenger RNA, 303 nt
Organism: Plasmodium inui San Antonio 1
Lineage: Eukaryota; Apicomplexa; Aconoidasida; Haemosporida; Plasmodiidae
Exons: 2
Coding region: 1-303 (100 amino acids)
Source: RefSeq, a predicted model, not a curated record